Molecule: messenger RNA, 371 nt
Organism: Anoplophora glabripennis (Asian longhorned beetle)
Lineage: Eukaryota; Metazoa; Arthropoda; Insecta; Coleoptera; Cerambycidae
Exons: 2
Cellular component (GO): membrane
Source: RefSeq, a predicted model, not a curated record
UUAUCGAAUUUACAUUUUCAGCAAUGUUGGGUAUCCUUAACGGCGGCCUAGCAAUAUGGGUGGUCUUUGCUGUGUCCUACACGGCACUGUGUAUAGUCCUAUCUUUUAAAAUAUACUUCCUUAACUACGUGGUGAACGGAGUUAAGGAACUACAUCGAGAAAUUAAAACCAGGGGAUACUCUACGGACGUAUUCCUUCCAAUUCGCAGAGGUAGAUUCAUUUUCCUUCUAAUAACUAACGCAGUCAACCUCGGUUUGCUCAUAGCUGGUUUGUGCGUUUACCCUCAGAACCUCACUGACUUUGGAACCUUUCUCUUGGGAUUGUUAAUGGCAAAUGCAGUCCUUCACGCUAUAUUCUACACGUCUAUGAAG